This is a messenger RNA of Ichthyophthirius multifiliis, 1368 nucleotides long. Its product is annotated as protein kinase domain protein. Gene Ontology annotation, molecular function: calcium-dependent protein serine/threonine kinase activity; calcium/calmodulin-dependent protein kinase activity; calmodulin binding. Lineage: Eukaryota; Ciliophora; Oligohymenophorea; Hymenostomatida. Gene Ontology annotation, biological process: protein autophosphorylation; peptidyl-serine phosphorylation; intracellular signal transduction. Gene Ontology annotation, cellular component: cytoplasm; nucleus. The transcript has 2 exons. The record is from RefSeq and is a predicted model, not a curated record.
AUGGGUUGCUGUUAAUCUUAAAAUUAGAUUUUAGAUAAAACAAUCGAAGAAAAAAUAAAUGGUAAAAAAUAUUUUUUUAUUUAAAUAAAACAUUAAAAUAUAUAAUUAUUAAUAUAUUUUUUACUUAUUUUUAUUAAUUUACAAUAUAUAUAUAUAUAAUAAAAAGAAGUUUAAACUACUUAAAUAGAAAUAGAUAAACAAAGUCAAUUAAAAUAUGAAAAAUCUGCAUAAAGCACGUCAUGCAAAAAUAUAAAAAAUAAUAAUAUUGUAAAUGAUUAAUCUACUUUAAAAACAAUUUCCAAAAAUAACGAUUAUAAUUAUCCUGAUAAUAUUACUAUUUAAUAAAGAUCAGCCUAAGAUAUAUUAAAUUAAUACUAAAUUGGAAAAAUAAUAGGCGAAAGUAAAACUAAUAACAAAAAUUUUAUAAAUAAAUAAAUAGGUCUUAUAGGCUGUACAUGUUUAGCAACACAUAAAAAAACAGGUUAAAUACGAGUACUGAAAGUGGUUCCUGUAAAAAAAAUAAAAGGGAAAGAAAAUCAAUAACUAUCUAAAGAAUUACAGUUAUUGAAAUAAAUAGAUCAUCCAUAUAUAGUAAAAGUAUUUGAGCAUUUUCAAGACGAAAAAUACCGAUAUAUAAUAACAGAAUAUUGUUAAGGCUAAGAAUUAUUAGAUACAAUAAAAAAUUUAUAGCCAUUAAAUGAAAAAAUAGCAUCAAAAUAUAUGAAAUAAAUAUUAUCUGCAAUUGUAUAUUGUCAUAUUUUUAAUAUAGUACAUAAGCAUAUGAAACCUGAAAAUAUAUUAUUUUUUACAAAAUAAAAUAAUAGUAUUUUAAAACUAAUUGAUUUUUCAAAAGAAAUCGAGUCUAAAUAAGAAAUCGUCUCACCUCCUUAUUAUACACCACCGGAAACUAUUACAGAAAAUAAAUAUGAUGAGAAAAGUGAUGUCUGGUCUAUUGGAAUAAUUAUGUAUAUUUUGUUAAAUGGAUAACCACCAUUUUAUGGAAAUUCAGAUUAAAAAGUAUUUGAAAAAAUUAAAAUUGGGAAAUUUGAUAUAAAUGAAAAUAUUUCUCAAGAAGCAAAAGAAUUAAUAAAUUCAAUGCUUUAAGUAGACCCUUAAAAAAGAAUUUCGGCUUCUGAGGCAUGCGCACAUCCGUGGAUUAUUAAUAAUUUUAAUGUGGAACCUUUAGAUAAUAAAAUAAAAGAAAAAUUGGUACUAUUUACCACUAAAAAUAAAUUUAGAAAUGCUGUGGCUGUACUAUUGAAUAAUAUACCUAUUUUUAUUAAUGAUAUUGAUUAAUUAAAAUAAUAUUUUGAUAAUAAUUUUGGUUUGAUUAAUAAAUAAAAAAUUAUUUAAGGUAUCUUUUUUUGA